AUGGCUUCCACAAAGCAACAAAAAAUUGCGGAGUCGCUUUUUAUCCUGAAUCACCGACAGCUGGGUGUGCUAAAUCGACUAUAUGUGAUGAAAUGCACCCUCGGCGACCCGGCCACUCGUCCAAACUUCAUGCCUGGCGUAGACAAGGCCUUUGACAGUGCCUGGAAGACACUGCUCAAAAAGUUCCCCAAUUUCGAUACCAAGACGGCUGCCUCCACACUUCAAGUGUUUACCUCACAAUCGGAGAUUGUAAAACAGAUGUCCGGAUUCUACUACAACCUUGUUGACGUUCUGGAGGUGAAGGAUAAUGUACUCGACCUGCUACUCCGAAUUACCAUCUCUGGCGUUAAACUGGAGAUUACCGUUAACUCCGAACUAACGCGUCUCUAUCUGGAGUUGAUUACUAACUACUUUUCAAUGAUGUAUUUCCUUACAUGCUUGCCAGACCUGAAGGCAAUCCUCGCGUUGUUUAACUUCCUGUACGAGCAGGCAAACGGAAAGACAGAGCCCAGUUUUCCGAGAAUGGUUGAGCGCUUUACUGACGCACCGGAGGCAAUGAUUAAGAAUUUACAUCUCGAUGUCAAUGCACACUCGCAAAUUAUUGCGGGCGCGCUGGCAUCCCUGGGUGAUCUCUUUGGACGGCGCUUAGUUCGAGCCCAAAAUUGGCGUGAUGGCCUAUUUCUGGACAUUUUAUCAGAACCCGCAAAGAUAACGCACACCGCUCUCAGCGAUCAACUCUCCUGUGAGCUUCUUCCCUACGAGGUUAUGGAACGGUGGGUUAUAUUUGGCUACCUGGUAAUAUACCCGACCCUGACCGAGGAUGAUGAUGCUUUCAGCCGACUUCGAUUGGCAUUGCGGAACAGUUAUGUCGUGGUACUCUACCGUGAUGAGGUAGUUCACGUACACAGUCUCCUGACGUCCUUUUUGGAGACUGUUUGGACUGCGAGGUCCACAUCGAAACGACUAACAGACAUCAAGGAGUCUCUCUCGGUUGCCUGUUCUCAAGCCCCUGGCGUGCACUCAGAUCGACAACUUCUGUUCUACAUGGAAGACCUACGCAACUUGUUGCGAACCUAUUCACCAGUCAUUCAGCGUUUCCAUGUUCAGCUGUUGUCCUCCUAUGAUGCUCCAGGCUUGGAAGAAUACUUACGCCCCGUCCUCUCUCGUCUGCCGAUUGAAGAAGUGGAGAUGUUUAAUGGUAUGUUGACACAUUUGCAUGAUGUUGGUGAGGGUCGCCAAACUCUGGACAGGAACGCACAGCUGGCACUUUGUGAUUUCUCCGGCCUACGUCUAGAUUGGCUGCGUUUACAAGCCACACUCUCAGCCAAGGAUUCGCCUCUCAACUUAUCCUCACACGAUUUGUGCCCCAAAGAGCGUUUUGCCAUCGGCUGCACCUCCGCGGCGCUGGCGAAGAAGUUCUGUUCUGACCUCGUGGAUGCGAUCUGCAUCUGUCUGUUCAACCGCAUGGACGAAAUCUGCGCCUUGGUUCAACAAUUGGCGCCACAGAAUGCUGUGGCCUGGCUGCCUGAGGAGAUGUUAGGAAAGAAGCGCGAGGCGGCCAGUAAGUCCGCCGCUGAUCACAACGGCUAUGGUACAAUGCGGCAGGGAUCAAAGAACUCGACGUCCAAUACAGGGUCUGGAGGCGGUAAGGGAGCACCUCCGAUUGUCAAAAUUACGCCCGGCGCCGAGAGUUUCCGCCGAGAUCGUGCCGAACAGACCCAGGGUGAUAGGACUCUGUUCACACUUAGCCAACUCUGUUUCGCACUGACCUACCGACGAGACAUUCAACUCCCCGGUGAGGUCUUUGAUCCACGGAUGAUUCUUCAGACAGAGCUGCAGUCGAGGCUGUUUGAAGGCUUGAAUCCUAAUAUACAAGUCGGGUAG
Dibothriocephalus latus is the source of this 1884-nucleotide messenger RNA. The record is from the annotation of a GenBank genome assembly. Lineage: Eukaryota; Metazoa; Platyhelminthes; Cestoda; Diphyllobothriidea; Diphyllobothriidae.